Messenger RNA from Drosophila gunungcola (fruit fly), 3973 nucleotides. It is a transcript of the gene botv, whose product is annotated as exostosin-3. Gene Ontology annotation, molecular function: glycosyltransferase activity. NCBI's taxonomy places the organism in Eukaryota, Metazoa, Arthropoda, Insecta, Diptera, Drosophilidae. Gene Ontology annotation, cellular component: membrane. The record is from RefSeq and is a predicted model, not a curated record. The coding region runs from base 108 to 3029 and encodes 973 amino acids. The transcript is spliced from 3 exons.
GAUAGCGAUGCAUCCCUGACCCGCGUUGCCAACUAAACGCAAGGAACUCGCGAAUAAGUGUAAAUAAAUGCAUUAUUUUGGUGAGAUCGCGAGCUGAAGCUGAUGCCAUGGCCCCGGCGUACGACCUUGGCCACUCCGGAGAGGCGUACCACCCCCUGGACAGCAGUGGCAGUGGCGGCGGCAAGGACGCCUGUGCCCCAUCAUCCUCCACCGCCCCAAUCCGCCACCCGAUGGCACAGCGGACGUCCUGGUGGCGCCAGUUCCGGCGCUACAAGCUGCCGGCGGUGCUCCUGAUGUUCCUGCUCCUCGCAUCCUGCCUGGCGUACCGCAUUCUCAGCGCGGAGCAAGAUGCCCCACCAUUGGAUCUUCAUCGGAGUUCACCGCUUUUGGAUGCCUACGAGGAUUUCAGUGCCAUGCGGGCAGGAGAUCUCAAGAUGCGCAUUGAGGAGAUGGUCAGAAUCAAGAGCACUGUGUCCGUGGAGCUGCGCGAACUGGAAUCCCGUCGCCAGAAGCUGCAGUCGGACAUAAGUCAGUACAACCAGAAGAUCGAGGAGCUGAAACAGGAACUCCUGCGGGAGCAAACAGAACUGGAGCGACUGAAGAUCUCCGUGGAGCAGGCACAGGUGGCCCAGCGAGAGGCCGUUCAGCGGAAUACCCCUGAUUUAGCCCUGCCCCGCUCGCUUUUGCCCAACACACUGCCUAGACGGAUGAAUCCCAUCACUGGAGGAAUGGCAGCCAGCUGCGAGAUGCACAACUGCUUCAACCACUCCCGCUGCAGUCUAACCUCCGGAUUUCCAGUCUAUCUGUACGAUCCAGAUGAGCAUAGUGUGCAACGAAAGGGCUACGAUAUCGAUGGUUUCCUGAAGACCACGCUAAAACAGACUUUGGGGUACAAUGCCCACAUAGUUAAGGAUCCCAAGCAUGCCUGCAUAUAUCUAGUGCUGGUGGGAGAGGCGCUCCUGGAGCAGGAUCUCCUGCGAAACAAUCGAUAUGCGGCGCAGGAGGCGGAGCACCAACAGCCCUCCACUCCGAGCCAUGCUAAUGACUGCCCCGUGGACAUGGAGAAACUGUACAGCCUGCCUUAUUGGGGCGGCGAUGGACGCAACCAUGUGCUGCUCAACUUGGCGAGAAGAGACCUCACCUCGCGUCGCACGAAUCCCCUUUACAAGCAGAACACCAUGCGAGCCAUUGUGGUGCAGAGUGCUUUUGAGCGGGACCAGUUUCGUUCCGGAUACGAUCUUAUUGUGCCCCCGAUUCUGGGACCACCUGGUGGCGAUGUGUGGCAGGAGUGCGCGGGAAUGGUGCCCGCAAGAAGAAAGUACCUGCUUAGCUACCAGGGAGAACUUAGGCCCAAACAAAGUGGCUUGAACCCUCUGGAUGCCUUCAUUCUGGAGCACCUGGCUGAUAUGGCCAAAGGAGCCACGCAGGAUCAGUUUGUCCUGCAGUUCCAGUGCAUCCCGGCGACGGAGCAACAGGAGGGGGAUUCCCUGCCAGAUUGGACGCUUUGUGGAUCGGACUCUUCGCGUCGGCAGUUGCUCAAGGACUCCACCUUUGCAUUGAUUUUACCCCCCUUAGAUGGCCGAGUGUCCUCCACGCUAAUGCUGGCCAGGAUCUAUGAGGCUCUCCGCUCAGGAGCCGUGCCGGUAAUUCUCGGAGCAGAUGAGCUGCGUUUGCCAUACGCCGAGACUCUGGAUUGGAGGAGAUCAGCCCUUCUCUUGCCAAAAGCUCGGAUAACGGAGCUGCACUUUCUUCUAAGAGCAGUUCAGGAUGCAGAUUUGCUGCUGCUGCGACGCCAGGGGCGACUUGUCUGGGAGCGCUACCUAAGCUCCGUGCAGGCCACCGUGGACACGGUGAUUGCCAGUCUGCGGGAUCGCCUGGGCAUUCCCCCACGACCAGUGCCCGCUGUCAUAGCGCAAAGUGUGUUCAACAGCACGUUUAUACCCCUGAAAUCCGAUCCGCCGGUCGGCUUGGACACGGAACCGGAGGAGUCGUUGGGUCCGAUAGAACCGCCGUAUCCCAGUCCCGCCUACCGGCGAAACUACACCAUACUGAGGAUGCAGGCGAAAGAAGCGUGGAACGAUUGGCUGGACCCCUUUUACCUAUACCCACAGCUGCCUUUCGAUCCGGCGAUGCCAUCGGAGGCCAAGUUCAUGGGCUCGCACACUGGCUUCCGGCCGAUAGGCAAGGGACUGGGAGGAGCGGGCAAGGAAUUUGGAGAGUCCCUGGGUGGAAACUAUCCCCGAGAGCAGUUCACCAUCGUAAUGUUGACCUACGAAAGGGAGCAGGUCCUGAUGGAUUCACUUGGCAGACUGUAUGGACUGCCAUACCUGCACAAAGUGGUGGUGGUGUGGAAUUCCCCCAAGCCUCCGCUUGAUGAUUUACGCUGGCCGGACAUUGGAGUUCCUGUGGCAGUGCUCCGCGCUCCCAGAAAUUCACUAAACAACCGAUUCCUGCCCUUUGAUGUCAUCGAAACCGAAGCGGUGCUCUCCGUCGACGAUGAUGCCCACCUGCGGCAUGAUGAAAUCCUGUUCGGGUUUCGGGUGUGGCGAGAGCAUCGCGACAGGGUUGUGGGCUUUCCAGGACGCUAUCAUGCCUGGGACUUGGGCAACCCCAAUGGGCAGUGGCACUACAACUCCAACUACAGUUGCGAACUGAGCAUGGUGCUGACUGGAGCGGCGUUCGUGCACAAGUACUACCUUUACCUGUACACGUACCACCUGCCGCAGGCGAUCAGGGAUAAAGUGGAUGAGUACAUGAACUGCGAGGACAUUGCAAUGAAUUUCCUCGUGUCGCACAUAACGAGGAAGCCCCCCGUCAAAGUGACCUCCAGGUGGACAUUCCGCUGCCCCGGAUGUCCGGUUUCGCUCAGCGAAGACGACACACACUUCCAGGAGCGGCACAAGUGCAUCAACUUCUUUAGCCGGGUGUUCGGCUAUACGCCCCUGCUGAACACCCAAUUCCGGGCGGACUCCAUUCUCUUCAAGACCCGCAUCCCGCACGACAAGCAGAAGUGCUUCAAGUACAUCUAGUCGUAAAACCUAUCCCCCAAAAGCCCUAUUCCGACAACGGCGGCCACUUCACUUACCUAACCGAAGUGAUCACCAGCUGAAUGACUCCUAGAUGUAAGCACAACUUAUCAGGCGUGUUCUGGUUUUCACAUGUUCUAUUUUAGAGCUUAAUGUAAGUCUCAAAAAUUGCAAACUCAUUUUAAUCUAAUGCAUCGAGAGCUUAAUCAGCUCAUAUCGAUUUAUUUGAUUGUUUUUAAAUGUUAAAUAUCUGUAUGAUCUGUAAUUUGUAUUUUGAAAAAGUUUUAAUAGAUUUCAUUUGUAAUUUUUUUUUUACUUAUGUAUUAUGUUUAAAUUCACUGAUCAAUAGUGUUCUUCACUGAGCUUUGAAUAGUUAAUAUCUAAUGAGUCCGGCAUGUGGUGACAUUUUGCAAUUAAUUAAAUAUUUUCUUAAAAAUUAUCUUUUAUAAUUUUAACCAAACCCGUGCAAUUACUUUUGAAAAUAUAUAAAUAUAGUCUAUUUUAGGUAGAAAGUUUAGGAACCCACUCAUUUAUAUAAUAUAACCCAUCAAUGUUCUGUGCAAAUAAAUUAUCUUUUAGAUUCAGUCUCAAAAGAAGUGAUUACUAAUCGAACAAAAAUUGUAAUCUGUGAAAACCUGAACAAGCCAAUAUGUAAAUGUAUAUACUCUACUUUGACCUAAGUAUGGCCGCAGAUAAGCCAAUGGUGAUUGCACAGCUCGCUUAUGUCUGAUCAUGAACUCUUUUCGCUUGGCUUUAUAAGACUAUCAGUCGUUUUCUGAACUUCACUUUCGAAAUCCAGGGAAAUAGUGUUAGGAAAACAAGCUGUACACCUUGAAAGGAUACCAAAACAAAUUCUAAGACUUUUUACUAUGUUUGCUUAAUUAGCAUAAGUUGUGUACCGAUUUUGACUCUGUAUAUAGUGCUUAAUAAACGAAGCUGAAAGACUA